Molecule: messenger RNA, 2881 nt
Organism: Dendroctonus ponderosae (mountain pine beetle)
Lineage: Eukaryota; Metazoa; Arthropoda; Insecta; Coleoptera; Curculionidae
Gene: Mcm2
Product: DNA replication licensing factor Mcm2
Exons: 11
Coding region: 95-2713 (872 amino acids)
Biological process (GO): mitotic DNA replication initiation; DNA replication; double-strand break repair via break-induced replication
Cellular component (GO): nucleus; MCM complex
Molecular function (GO): 3'-5' DNA helicase activity; single-stranded DNA helicase activity; single-stranded DNA binding
Source: RefSeq, a predicted model, not a curated record
CCUGCUUUCUGCCUUACUUCAAGUUGUCAAAGAACUGGGUUAACUUGGGCGUCCAAAUUUGCCGCCUUUAGUUGUUUAUAAUUGCGCUAUAAAAAUGCCUGGAACUCCUGCUGAUGAGCCCCGAGCCCCAACCCCCCGAUCCAACAUGUCGUCCCCGGCUCAGGAUCUGGACGAAUUUGAGGGCGAAGCCCUAUUGGGCGACAUAGGCGAUGCCAUGGAGGAGGAGGAAGGUGAAGAGCUCUUUGGGGACAACAUGGAAAACGACUACCGGGCGAUGCCCCAUUUGGAUCAAUACGACCAGCGCAACCUCGACAAUGAAGAUUACGAUGCCAUGACCAUUGAGGAUCGUCUGGCUGCUGAGGCUGAGCUGAGGCAAAGAGAUCGGGAGCUAGGAAUCCUCCGGAGAGACGAUCGGGAGCUGUUUUACGAUCGGGAAGAUGAUGAGGACCCCAGAAACAAACGGCGCCGAGCUGAAAAGGCCGCCACUGGCGAAAUGGAUGAUCAGGACAUGAUAGAGUCGAUUGAGAACCUGGAAGACACCAAAGGUUACACGAUUAAGGAAUGGGUGGUGAUGAUGGGGCCCCGCACUGAGAUAUCCAAUCGCUUUAAAAACUUUAUAAGGACCUACGUGAACAGCAGGGGUCAGUACGUCUACAAGGAGAAAAUCCGGAGAAUGUGCGAAAAUAAUCAGUCCAGCCUAAUAGUGGAAUUUCCCAAUCUGGCCAACAAGGAGCACGUGCUGGCUUAUUUCUUGCCGGAGGCCCCACUACAGAUGUUAGAGAUUUUCGACGAAGUCGCCAAAGACAUCGUCCUGUCCAUGUACCCCAGUUACGACCGGGUGACCAAUGAGAUCCACAUCCGGAUAUCGGAGCUGCCCCUCAUUGAGGAGCUGCGCACUUUCAGAAAAUUGCACGUAAAUCAACUGGUGAGAUCCUUGGGUGUCGUCACAGCUACAACUGGAGUCCUGCCGCAGCUCUCAGUAAUCAAGUUCGACUGCACUAAGUGCGGCUUCGUUUUGGGGCCUUUUAUUCAAACACAGGACGUCGAAGUGAACCCCACCUCAUGCCCAGAGUGUCAACGCGGUGGCCCCUUUUCUAUCAACAUGGAGGAGACGCUGUACAGGAACUACCAGAAGAUCACUCUUCAGGAGUCGCCAGGUCGGAUUCCCGCUGGACGGGUGCCUCGCUCCAAAGAUUGCAUCUUGUUGGCCGAUUUGUGCGAUCGCUGCAAGCCUGGAGAUGAAGUGGAUGUGACCGGAAUCUACACCUGCAGCUACGACGGCAGCCUUAACGUAGAUCACGGCUUUCCGGUGUUUUCGACAGUGAUACGAGCCAAUCACCUGGUGGUUAAGGAUUGCAAGCAAAUCGUCCAGUCGUUAACUGAUGAUGACAUCAGCGCCAUUAUCAAGAUGAGCAAAGACCAUAGGAUUGCUGAUCGGAUCAUCGCCUCCAUUGCGCCUUCCAUCUAUGGGCACGAUUACAUUAAGCGGGGUCUGACCCUUAGCCUAUUUGGGGGCGAAGCCAAGAACCCUGGACAAAAGCAUAAAGUUCGUGGCGACAUCAACGUGCUGAUAUGUGGUGACCCGGGAACCGCCAAGUCCCAGUUUCUGAAAUUCGUGGAGAAAAUCGCCCCCCGAGCGGUUUUUACCACUGGUCAAGGCGCCAGUGCCGUGGGGCUCACUGCUUAUGUGCGCCGCAACCCCACUACUCGAGAAUGGACCUUGGAGGCUGGUGCUUUGGUGCUGGCUGACCAAGGAGUCUGUUUGAUCGACGAAUUUGACAAGAUGAACGAUCAGGACCGGACUUCCAUCCACGAGGCAAUGGAACAGCAGUCAAUUUCCAUAUCAAAGGCCGGUAUUGUCACUAGUUUACAGGCCAGAUGCUCGGUGAUAGCGGCAGCCAAUCCUAUAGGCGGCCGCUACGAUGCCAGCAUGACUUUUACGGAAAAUGUGAACCUAUCAGACCCGAUCCUAUCCCGGUUCGAUAUCCUGUGCGUGGUUAAGGACGAAAUCGACCCGAUCCAGGACGAACAUUUGGCCAGGUUUGUGGUGGAUUCACACAUUCGCCACCACCCUUCCAACAAGGACCACAAGGACGAUGAUGCGGUGGAGAACGAGAUGCAAAUUCCGCAGGAGAUGCUCAAAAAGUACAUUGUCUAUGCCCGCGAAAACAUCCAUCCCAAGCUGCAGAAUAUGGACAGGGAUAAGGUGGCUAACAUCUACACCCAGUUGCGGCAGGAGUCUUUGGCCACUGGCAGUCUUCCCAUCACGGUGCGCCACAUCGAAAGCAUCAUCCGCAUGAGUGAGGCUCACGCUCGCAUCCACUUGCGCGAGUACGUACAAGAAGAGGACGUCAACAUGGCCAUCCGCAUGAUGCUGGAGAGUUUCGUGGAGACCCAGAAGUACAGCGUGAUGAAGUCAAUGAAGCAGGCCUUUCAACGGUACUUGUCCUUCAAAAAGGACCACAGUGAGCUGCUGUUUUACAUUCUGCGCCAGUUGGUGCGCGAUCAGUUGACCUUCCAACGCGCCACGAAUGAAUCUGAAGCGAUGGCGGUGGAGAUCGACGAAAAGGACCUGUUUGAUAAGGCAAAACAGAUCGAGAUUCACGACCUGAAGCCGUUCUUCCGCAGCAAGAUUUUCGAGAGCAACCACUUUUCGUACGACCCCAAGCGCAAGGUGAUUAUCCACACGGUACCCGAGUCCAUCAGGGACUGAUCCAGAGGGGCCGCCUCCUUGGGCACAUCACAUUUGCCGUUAGCGUCAAUAAACCCACAUUUUUUUUUUAACUUAGAGGGUUUAUUUACAUGGAAACGUACAAAAAUUGGGACCUUAAGGCUAUUAUUCUAGAUAUGUACAUUGAUUGGAAUAAAUAAUUGAACUAUA